AUGACGUUUCGGAUGAGGCGACAUGUAUUCCUUCGUAUAAUGAAUGCUGUUGAGGAACAUGACAAUUAUUUUGUGCAGAAGCGGAAUGCAGCCGGUACGCUAGGUCUAUCUUGUCUGCAAAAGGUCGUGGCAGCUUUUCGUAUGUUAGCUUAUGGAGUACCAGCUGAUGCUUUGGACGAGUACAUUCGUAUCGGUGAGAGUACUGCUAUAGAAUCUUUGAGAAAGUUUGUUGUAGCUGUUGUUGAGGUAUUUGGACAAGAGUACAUGAGAUUGCCUAAUGAACAGGAUACCGCUAGGUUGCUUGCAAUUGGAGCAAGCAGAGGAUUUCCUGGGAUGCUUGGAUCCAUAGAUUGUAUGCAUUGGAGCUGGAAAAAUUGUCCUACUGCAUGGCAUGGGAUGUACAAGGGGCAUAAAAAGGAGCCUACAAUUAUACUAGAAGCUGUUGCAUCUAAAGAUCUUUGGAUAUGGCAUGCCUUUUUUGGCAUGCCUGGUUCACACAACGACAUCAAUGUGCUUCAAAGAUCUCCUAUAUUUGCAAGACUUGCUGAAGGACAAGGUCCACAAGUUAAGUACAACAUCAAUGGACAUGAUUAUUCAAUGGGUUAUUAUUUAGCUGAUGGCAUAUAUCCAUCGUGGGCAACUUUUGUUAAAACCAUUCCAGAGCCUCAAGGUAAUAAGAAAAAGUAUUUUGCAAAGGCACAAGAAGCAUGUCGAAAGGAUGUUGAAAGGGCAUUUGGGGUUCUACAAUCUCGCUUUGCUAUAGUUCGUGGGUCGGCUCGUUUGUGGGAUGAAGACACACUUCAUAAUAUAAUGAUGGCUUGCAUCAUAAUGCAUAAUAUGAUUGUUGAAGACGAGCGGGAUGAGUAUGGGGCACAAUAUGGUUACAACUUCGACGAUAUGGGACAAUAUGUUUGUAACUACGACGACAUGGGAGAAAGGGUGACAGUUUCAUAUAAUGAUGUACCUGAACUUAAUGCGUUCAUCCAAAAUUAUAAAAAUAUCAAGAACAAGGAAACACACUAUGAGCUUAAGGCUGACCUGAUCGAGCAUUUGUGGCAACACCAUCCUGAUUUAUACAAUAUUACUUAG
Messenger RNA from Zea mays, 1089 nucleotides. RefSeq names its product putative nuclease HARBI1. The record is from RefSeq and is a predicted model, not a curated record. Lineage: Eukaryota; Viridiplantae; Streptophyta; Magnoliopsida; Poales; Poaceae. The coding region runs from base 1 to 1089 and encodes 362 amino acids. The transcript is spliced from 2 exons.